Molecule: messenger RNA, 730 nt
Organism: Amoebophrya sp. A120
Lineage: Eukaryota; Dinophyceae; Syndiniales; Amoebophryaceae
Source: the annotation of a GenBank genome assembly
GGACGAGCCAACUACUACAAUUCGAAAACGAAAGCAAAGAAGGCUCGCCCGGAACAGCACGCGAACAAGGCUCUUUCCAGGGACGAGCGGGACCUGGCCUUCGGGGAGGGGAGCACGAGGCAACUGAUAGGCCACGAUAGGAUCCAUGUAGACAACAGUAAAAGGGUCAUGCCCGCCAUGCGCGGCGUGGAGAAAAAAUCUCAAGGACCUUCUACGCAGAUAAAGCCACGACCUCGAGGUCACUUGUCAAGAACAGAGAUAACAAGAAGUACCAGGGUCGCAGAAGUAGACCACGUAAGAAUUGCCGAAACUACUACAACUACACCUCCAUCGUCCUCGCCACCUCUCGCGGCAUCCACUUUCCAGGUUUUUCCGAGAAUCCCCAUGGUGCAGUCCUUCGCGGAGGAGGAUAGUUCUUGUUCAUCUGCUUCUAGCAGCUACGCAAGCGACGAGGAGGAAGCAAGUGAUCAACACGUGGAACAUGAAAAUAAACCAGACGAAGCAGCAAGAAGGGCGGGCGAUCAGUUCUUUCGUGACGAAAACCGAGCAAGAACUCCUCGUGGUCCACCUCUUACGCGGCGACCAAUUCAGUGUGAAAUAACUCCUGCAGGAGCUGCCAGUGGACGUCGAACAACUGCAAGCGUGCUGUUGCCUGUCAGGCCGGCGGAGGACGGGGAACAGCAAUUACGUAAGACCUCCUGCCACGUCGAGCUACAGGCUUUAAUACCUC